Messenger RNA from Oppiella nova, 1050 nucleotides. The record is from the annotation of a GenBank genome assembly. NCBI's taxonomy places the organism in Eukaryota, Metazoa, Arthropoda, Arachnida, Sarcoptiformes, Oppiidae.
AUGCGUGAGAUUGGGAUCACGAAAAUCCAAUCGGCAUGGAUUACAUCUAUUGUGGCCCUGAUUAGCAUGACUGGACCGUUAUGUUUAGGACCCAUAGCUUACAAAUAUAAUAAAUACAAAGUAAUACUCGUAUUCUGUCUGUUGCUGUCAUUCAUCGCAUAUACGGGACUACUAUUCGUACCGAAAGUCAUUAUUACCGAAAGGCAACCUAAGAUAUACUUUGAUUGCUCGCAAAGUAUACUACGUAUAGAGCAGUGUCCCAAUUGGGAGGGCCAGUGUCACACUUUUGCUAAGAGACCUGCCACCAACUUCUCUAAUUUCCAACUCACCAGUUGUGCCUAUGAGUGUCCAUACAGCGGCACUUAUAACGCCUCGUGGUAUCCCAUCCAUGUCUGCUUCAGAAGUACUAAUGAUGAGGGAAAUAUGUGUUUAGUUCAUAACAGGGAUGGUGUCAAUAGUGAUAUCCAGGCCUCAAGACGUACUGAUAGGCCGGAUGGUGAACCCGAUAGCGACGGCCAAUCACCAAAUGAAUUAAUUCAAUUUGAUUCAAGAUUUGACAGGUGGCCAGUCAUUGAAGGCUCCAAGGAUGAUAUAGUGGAAAGGGUGUUUAGUGGUCUACCCACCUGCACUUAUCAACCGGCACCACCGUUACUCGUAAACCAAAAACUCUAUGACAACGUCCAGUGCCGACCAUUUGUCCACAACUGUAAUAUCUAUUGUCACAUAAAUCUGAGACACAGACGAAAGUCAUCGCGCGAUAAAGAUGUACCCCUUAGGCCUCCGGCCCCCUGUCUUAUUGAAACUGGAGAUCCAAAGCAAACAUUUUAUACAUAUUUACUGAUCAGAUCUGUGGCCGACUUUUCGCUCUUUACGACAUAUACUCUAUUGGAUGCGCUAUCGGUUGCGAUGACUAAUGAUUUCGAUGCCAUUUACGGAGGAUUUUCUAAACUCUGGGCUUUAAUGAUACCAAUGAUAGCGUGGCCACCGAUUGCUGGCCAACUGGUGGACUAUUUUUCCACAGCCGACAGUCCCAACUACGCGCCGCCAAUC